UGUUUGUUGACAGAUAACAUAGGUGACAAAGGAACAGGGAGUGAUUCAAAAGGUUUGGUGUGCAGAAGGGAAGUACUUCCUUCCGCCAUCUCCGAUCCGAAGCAAAGCAAACGUAAUUCUCACCCUUUUCUGGUUCACCUUUCCCUUCUCAACAACCCAUCAAAUCCAAUCCCACUCUGCUAUCACUAAACCUCUCUCACACACACACACAACAAACAACAACAACAACAACAUCAAAAAAGUGUAACAGAUCCAUUUCUCUCUCCACCCCACCUUCUAAAAUCUCGCCUUUCUUCAAUUUUCGCCAAUACUUCUCAAAACCCUAAUCCUCUAUCCCCUUUGAUCCGCCCAGUUUCUCAUGUCUGGGAUGUAUUUACAUUUGGGUCUGUUUCUCUGCAUGCUCUCUCUCUGUCGCUCUGCGACUUCGUCUUCUUCCUUCGCUUCGCGUCGUUCGAUCCUUCGGGAGGUCAACGACAACGCCAAAAGCGGCGGUGAUCACCCCGAUUAUGCCGUCGAGCUGAACGCAACGAAUUUCGACGCUGUUCUCAAGGACACCCCUGCUACUUUCGCCGUCGUUGAAUUCUUUGCCCACUGGUGCCCUGCAUGCAGGAAUUAUAAGCCGCACUACGAAAAGGUUGCAAGAUUAUUCAAUGGGCCUGAUGCAGUGCAUCCAGGAAUCAUUUUAAUGACAAGGGUAGAUUGUGCAUCAAAGAUAAAUACUAAGCUCUGCGAUAAAUUUUCUGUUGGUCAUUAUCCUAUGCUUUUUUGGGGCCCUCCUUCUAAAUUUGUUGGUAGUGGUUGGGAACCUAAACAACAAGAGAAAAAUAAUAUACGUGUGAUUGAUGAUGCACGCACAGCUGAUCGGUUGCUUAAUUGGAUCAACAAGCAAUUAGGCAGUGCAUUUGGCUUGGAUGAUCAGAAAUUUCAAAAUGAGCUUCUUUCAUCCAAUGUAUCAGACCCUGGACAGAUUGCAAGAGCUAUUUAUGAUGUAGAAGAGGCAACUUCUACAGCUUUUGACAUCAUUUUAGAGCACAAGAUGAUAAAAGCUGAAACUCGUGCUUCACUUAUAAAGUUUCUUCAGCUUUUGGCAGCUCAUCAUCCUUCUAGAAGAUGCCGGAAGGGUACUGCUGAAUUUCUUGUGAGCUUUGAUGACUUGUACCCAACAGAUUUUUGGUCAACUGGCAAGCAGGAAGAUGAUAAGAGUUCAGUUAGGAACUUAAAGAUUUGUGGAAAAGAUGUGCCUCGUGGAUACUGGUUGUUCUGCCGUGGCAGUAAGAAUGAAACCAGAGGCUUUAGCUGUGGUUUAUGGGUUCUUCUGCACUCACUCUCUGUGAGGAUUGAAGAUGGAGAGAGUCAGUUUACAUUCAAUGCAAUAUGUGACUUUGUUCACAACUUCUUCAUCUGUGAGGAAUGCCGACAACAUUUUUACAAGAUGUGUUCAAGUGUUUCUACUCCUUUCAAGAAAGCCCGUGACUUUGCUCUCUGGUUGUGGAGUUCCCAUAACAAGGUAAAUGAAAGAUUGAUGAAAGAAGAAGCAUCCCUAGGCACUGCUGACCCCAAAUUCCCGAAGAUAAUUUGGCCACCAAAGCAGCUUUGCUCUUCCUGCCACCUUGGGCUUGACCAGAAGAACAACAAAAUUGAAUGGAACCAAGAUGAGGUCUUUAAGUUCUUGACUGAGUACUAUGGUACAACGCUGGCAUCUCUGUACAAGGACAGAAAUGUUGUUUUAAAUGACGGAACUGAAGCUGUUGAAGAUUUAAUAGUAGCAACUAACGCGAUUGUGGUGCCCGUUGGAGCUGCAUUGGCUAUUGCUGUUGCUAGCUGUGCUUUUGGAGCACUUGCUUGCUACUGGCGUUCGCAGCAAAAGAGUCGGAAGUAUUUUCACCACCUACACUCUUUAAAGAACAUUUGAUAAUUAGGAGGGCCAAGGAGAACAUGGAAGUAGGGAAUUGUAGACAAGUGCACUUCAAGGCGUAUGAGGUGAAUAGCGGCUUUUAUAGGCAUCAUCCAAUUUAUGGUCUCACUCCAAAGAGCCUUGCCAAGUUCCUUUUUGAAUCUGUUUCCAUAAUAGAAUGUACAGAAUACAAUUCUUGCUCUGGAGACCAUUACUGAUCUGUGCUAUUUUUUCUUUCACUUUUCUUUUUUCGUUGAGCUCAUAUCUACUAUACAACCUAGGAAUUUGGGGGAAAGGAGCACAUGACAUGUAACAUUUUUGCUUUGUAAUUUGGGGUUUAUUUUUUCAAUAUCAAAGUAACUGUAUAAGCCAUAAAAGCAUGAAUUACAUUAUUGUCUGCUUCACCUUUUACUAAACACGUGAAUGCAAUCACAGGAGUCUAAUAUUGACCUUCA
Molecule: messenger RNA, 2349 nt
Organism: Cajanus cajan (pigeon pea)
Lineage: Eukaryota; Viridiplantae; Streptophyta; Magnoliopsida; Fabales; Fabaceae
Source: RefSeq, a predicted model, not a curated record